GCUCUAUAACUUUAUGAACCGUCGGUUGAGACCAUAGGAUUGCAACUUCCCUGAUCGUCUGCCCCCUGCAUCUUUGGAAUGGUACGGUCCGUUGCCUAGGUGUUAGUAGAAGCCAAUUCACUCCGCCACGCCUGUCCUCAGCACUUAGCUUACUUGCAGCUGUUACCCGUUUAGAGGGGAACUCAAGGACAAGAGACAUUGUCAUGGAUUAACUGCAACAACAACAAUGAGAGUGAUGAAGUUUGGGGAUCCGUUGACCAUUGCAUUGAGAUGGGUUCUAUUUGAUACCAUGUAGGCUAAAUUGUCUGUGAUCUGUCUGUGUAAUUUAACCACUGAAGAAGAAGUUCAUCAGUCACAGAUGUAGCUUCAACAAACCUAAUGUAUGACCAUGGAUCAUGAAGAGGUGCGGACAGAGCUGGACCAGAUUUCUCUGCGGCUUCAGGAGGAUGGCUUGCCUCCAGCAGCCAGUGCGGAGGACCGGCAGCGUCAUCUCUGGCAGCAGCUGCUCAGAAGUGAGGCGAAGCUUCGGUCUGCCAUCCAGGAGCUGCAGACCUUGCGUACCCAGCAGGCCAAUGAGAUGAAGGAGGUGGAGAGCUAUGUUGCACAUAUUCGUGGACUGUUGGAAGAGCGUGAGUGUCUGACUGCAGACUACGAGAGAGACAAUGAACACUUGCGACAUGAGCUGCACCAGAUCAGACAACAACAAGAGAGUCAGAGCAAAGAGCUGGCGGAGAUGCUGGCUCAGGAGGACCUUGGGGAGAUAGGCCUGAGCAGCCCAAGUGAGCAGGUGGCUUACUUGCUGGUGGAGAGGGCCACGCUGCUGGAAAGGCUGGAGGCUGCUGAGAGGAGACUGGAGAGUCAGAGCCUUACUUGCAACUUGAGGGAGGGCCACCACCAGGGACAUAUUCACCACAUGAUGGGGGAGGAGCUGAGGCAGCAGAGGGAGGAUAUGCAGAAAAGCCUAGAUAACAUGACAAAGCAGUGUUCAUCCCAGAGUCCAUGGAAGAAGCUCUUUGGGCUGCGCAGGUCUGGUCAGAGCAAACACAAUAUUACUCCUGCCCACAGUGAGGAGAUUUCCCAGGAGCAAAAUGAGCGCCAGCGGCUGGAGCGGGACCUGGAAGAGGCAUCUAGGAGGCUGGCAAUGGCUCAUCAGGACAUCCGCAGACUCACCAAUGAGCUGGAUGCUGCCACAAACAACAACCUAGACUCAAGUGGAUCUGGGCUUGAGGGAAUGGUCCAAGAAGUAGAAAACCUGAGGACAGAAGUGGACAAACUGAAACAUUGUGAUAUGUUGAAGCUGCGGAGAGCAAAAGAGCAAAAUGACAGACUAGACGCUGAGAACAGAGCUCUGAGGGAGAGAGUGCGCACUAUGGAAUCUGAGAAGAAAAAUCUCCAAGAACAGUUGGCAGUAAAUGAUGCAGACCAAGAUGUUGUAGCAGAAGAGGAUAGAAAGGACAAGGCCAUUAACAGUGAACCACAAAACAAUCUGUUGGCUCAGGAGAAGGAUCACAUUCACAAACGGUGUCAUGAGGCUUUGGAAGAUGGGCUUGUACAGGUGAGGGAGCUGCAACGGCAACUCCAGAGGCGUUGCAAGGAAAAGGAAGAGCUGGAGGAGAGGAACGAGGAGCUGGAGGCUCUGCUGGGGGAGGCCCAGAAUGCCAGCAAGGAGGAGAGUCAUCGCCAUGAGGGAGAACUGGAGGGACUGCACAGGAGGAUCAAAAGCCUGGAGGCAGAGCUGAAGAGGCAGGAUGCCCACGAAAAAAUUAUGAAGAAUGGAGAAGAGGUCAAAGUCGCUGAGUCCUACUUACAGCUGCACCUACGGGACAGUAGCCAGGAGAGACUGGCUCUGCUAGAGGCACGGCUGACUGAGGAGAAGGACUGGAGGAAACAGCUGGAGGUUGACCUCAGCGCUGCCCAGGCCGCCCUCAAAAAAGACAAAGAGGCUUUGCAGAUAGGUGAGCGAGAGCUGAAGAAGCUGAGACUGGAGGUCAACAGCCUUCAGACAGAAUGCCAACAAGGGAAAACGCUCAUCAAGAGCCUCACCCAAGUCAAAGGGGAAAAAGCAGUUCUGGAGGAAAAGGUGGCCCAAAUGGAACGUGCCCACAGCCGACUCCAGAGCGAGCUGGAACGCUAUAAGGACAGUAACCGAGCCCAGGAUGACCUGAAGGAAAACAGGCUUCAGGUUGACCAGCUGCAGGAGCAGGCUGACCGACUGACCGCUGAACUCAGCAGCCUCCAGUCAGCACACAACACACUGAGGGAUGAAAUGGUUUCUGAACGGCUGCAGACUGCCGAGCUCCAGGCCAAGCUGAGCUCCAGUGUCCAGGAGAAGCUGGCAGCUGAGGGUGAAAGAGAGAGACAGGAGCUUGAGAUACAGCACCUCAGAGAGCAGCUCAAGUGGCAUCAAGAGCAGCUCUCCUCUACAAAGGAAGCAUUUAGUAGCAGCCAGAAGCUUGAACUACGCACAGCUCAUAUAGAAUCUAAAAUUAGUCCAGUGGAGAGGACAAAGGAUGAAAGCUUGGAUGAGCUUUUGUGUUUGAAACAGGAGCUGAAUCUUCUGCAGUCUAAACUGGCGGAGGAGCAUCAGCUGGCCUCUCAGCACCAGCUGGCCCUGCAGGCUCAGGUCAAUGAAGCUCAGGCACGCAUCAAGUCCCAGGAUUCAGUGCUGAGCCAGAAGGCAGAGGAGGCUAAACAGAUGAAGCAGGACCUGCAAAGGGCCCAGAGCCUGUUCACCUCAGCAGAGAGAGAGCUGCGCUAUGAGAAAGAGAAAAACAUGGACCUGAAAAGGCACAACACCCUGCUAGACCAGGAAAAACUCAAGCUUUGUGCGGAGCUGAAGCAGGUCCAGACCAAGCUGGUCCAGGUGGAGCAGACUGUCCACAUUCAGGCAACUGAGAGUGAACGUCAGCAGCAGAAAAUCAGGGACCUGGAGCUGGAAUUGGCACGCAACUCCACAAAUCGCAGUGCCACCACCAGUCUGCAGGAGGACCUGCAGGCGGAGAGAACACGGCUCAUUGCUGCUGACAAGAAAGUGUUGGAGCUGCAACAGCAGCUGAAGAAUGCCCAGCACCAGCUGCGUGUGGAGGAAGCUCGGGCCGGCGAGAGCAGCCGCCUGGAGCGGGACAGCAGGGAUCUGUCUGACACCUUGUCAGCCCUGAGAGCCCAGCAGCAGGAGGAGCACAUCACCAGGAAGCUGUUAGAGCAGCGUGAGGAGGAGCUGCUGCAGCAGGUGCGCUCCCUUAGGCUGAAGGAGGCCUCCCUGACCAGGACCAACGCAGAGCUUAGCCACCGUGCCCAGCAGCUGGACACCCGUCUGGCCAUCCUUGAGGCUGAGCUUAACAAGGCCAGAGAGGAGGCAAAGGAUAGCCAGAAGUCCAGCCACAGACUGCAGGAGGAGCUGGCUGCCAGUCAGCAGGAGUGCGACAGACUGCAGGGGGAGCUGCAGCAGGUUCUCCUCCAGCUUGACACACACGUGAGGAAGUACAACGAAAAGCAGGCUCAGCACAAGAUCAAACUGCGCCAGGCCAAGCAGGUCUUUCUCAAGGCGACAGCACAGAGGGACCACACCAUUCAGAAACUCGAGAAUGACUUGGUGCUGGCCUCCAGCCUCUCACAUAAGGAGAAGGAAAGGAUCCAUACAGUGAUGGAUGAAAAUGAGAAGCUUCUGGAGGAGAAGAGGGAACUGUUGAGGAAGAUAAGUGAGGCAGAAGAAAUGGGUAGCAAUGGCAUGAGGACUGCCUCAACUGUCCAACACAGGGUCAACGUCUUAGAAGUGGAAAACAGACAGCUACAGGAGCGGACCCUGAAGCUCUCCAAUCAAGUUAGCUCCUUAGAGCGUGCUCUGAGGAACGUCCAGUCAUUCUACAGCCUGGAGAAUUCCAAGAAAGUGCAACCCUCUGAAAGUCUCUGUGAUGGCAUCCUACAUACAUCUGCACUGAGUUUGUCGUCGGGUUCCUGUGACCCGUUGGACAUCUUGGACAAAAUCUGCCGUGUGAAGGUGGGCGAGCGUGUGGUGGUCGACGGCACCCGAGCGUCUGUCUCCACACACCAGCUAUCAGAGCAGGGUUACCUGAAUCUCACCUCCCCACUGAUUCCUCCAGAGGCCAAAGGCACAGAGGAGAGCUCUAAUUACAGUGACAAGGUAUGAGACGUGGUACGUUCUGACGAGGUUGUUUGCAGCAGCAAGGAUGAAUGCUGUAAGUCAACACAUAAGGUAGCACUAUAGUAUACGCCAACUCCACUGGGGACAAAAAUAUGAAUAGAAUAAAAAAAAUAUGUUGAAUGCAAAUAAUCUUUGUUACAAGACAGUGAUAAUAAAAGGGGGCUUCCAUUGCAGUUCUGCUCAGGGUGAUAUCUUUUUUGUAUUGCAAAGCAGAUUCUUGUUAGGCUAUCAAGUACUGCAUUUUGAUCCAUUUGUAGUUGGAUUCAAUGACAAAAAAUGAUUAAAAAUAAAAGCCUGUGCAAGUGUCAAUCAGACAUAUUUCAAGGGAAACAGGAUGUAAUGGGAGAUUUGAUUUGGAAACUAGCUAGCACAUUCUUGUAUAUAUGGACGAGGAGGAGUUGGCCAGUUGUUUGCAUCAGCACACCAAAGCAAGUCAGAAUGUUUGAAAGCCCAGUGUUGGCUGAUAGGAAAGAUUAUUAUCAUUUUUUUACAUAAAGGUACAGGAUGAGACCAUGUCCUUCACACUCGUGCAGUGAAUGUCAAAACACAUUUCAUGGGGAGGGGGGUUGAAUAAGACUAGUUUAAACUGAGCACUUUAUAAGAGGUUUUACUUGUGUUUACAUUUGGGAAAAUGUAGCAGUGGAAUACAAUAGUGGGCUUUCAAUGGUAUGUAUUUUUCCCUAGUUAAAUUUAAUCUUGGCAGUGUUUUCUAUGAAAAAAUGCCUGUGGUGUUUAUAUGUGUAUGGUUUUACUGUGUCAAAAAAUCUUCAUCAGCAUUUUUACAAGUUUACAAAAUCAUACAUAAUACUGAUAAUGUUGUGGGCCCACUUUAUGCCUAAUGUGAGACUGUGUGGUAAACAGAGCACAAACACUGGGCUUUUGGGUGUCAUUCCUAUAGCUUGUCAGCUGUGGUCACGCCAGUAUUUACGAUGUGCAGCUUUGCUUGUAGGAUAAAAAUAACAUCCAAAUAGUCAGGAAAAGCCACAGAAUUCCAGAAAUUUUGUUUUGUCUAUUUUGAGCUUCCCAAGCUGUGUUUUAAAUAUUUUUUUUUCAUUUACAUAGGUCAACCUCAAAGGUUUCCCUCUAGGGCUCAGAAAGUACUUGUAUUUUAGCCACUAAGACCAUCAGCAGAGAGACGUGUGUUUUGGUACAUGGCAUUAAACAAAUUACAUUAAUUAUUUCAUACCAUUGUUAUUUUGUGUCAGUAAUAGAGUUACACACUGUGGAAACUGUCUUCAAUGUGCCUGAAAUGAUGAAGUGUUAAACUUUAUCUUGCUGCUGCGUGAACACGUCCAGUAAUAAAAGCCUAUUUGCGACUGGCAUGUAAUCAACAAGAACCUUUGACUUUCAUUGUAGCCAUGUAAAUACAUUUUUAAACAUAAGAAUAUUUUCAUAAAUAAAAGUGAAUAAGUAACAUA
Molecule: messenger RNA, 5580 nt
Organism: Lates calcarifer (barramundi perch)
Lineage: Eukaryota; Metazoa; Chordata; Actinopteri; Centropomidae
Gene: ccdc30
Product: coiled-coil domain containing 30
Source: RefSeq, a predicted model, not a curated record